This is a messenger RNA of Andrographis paniculata, 2130 nucleotides long. RefSeq names its product cell cycle checkpoint protein RAD17. The record is from RefSeq and is a predicted model, not a curated record. The coding region runs from base 133 to 1947 and encodes 604 amino acids. Gene Ontology annotation, biological process: DNA repair; mitotic DNA replication checkpoint signaling; DNA damage checkpoint signaling. The transcript has 12 exons. Lineage: Eukaryota; Viridiplantae; Streptophyta; Magnoliopsida; Lamiales; Acanthaceae. Gene Ontology annotation, molecular function: chromatin binding.
AGAGAGCGUAAAACCCCGCGCCAUUUUCAGAUUCCACUGAGAUAAACGGGAGUCCUUCAGUAUUGGGUGCGCGGGAUUUUUUUGUACUGAGGAAGCUGAAGCUCUACCAGACUAUCCGAGGAUUGACCUCCCAUGGGGAAGGGGAAGAGGAACCAAGCCAUCGUUAUUUCGUCAUCAUCAGACGACGGUGAAGAUAAAAGUAGCAGUGGGUUAUCGAAAACCGGUCUAAGAUCUUCGAAAUCAGCACCCACGAGGAAAAACCCUAAAAGGGCUAAAAGGGUUUCGCAGUCGCAUUCCCACUCCCGGCCGUUGGAGCUCUACGGUUUCAGUGAUUUUGAUGAGCUAAAAAAGUUAUCUGAGGAAUUUGAUCAAGGGUUUACACAGUUCAAGGUAACAUCUGGUUCAAGAAGUAGCAAAGAUCAAUGGGUUGAAAAGUAUAAACCUAGCUGCCUGGAAGAGCUUGCAGUUCAUAAAAAGAAGGUUGAAGAAGUUAAAAGGUGGCUUGAGGAGAAACUCCAAAAUUCUGAGGUUAGUUCACGCAGUAACGUGAUCCUACUUUCUGGUCAAGCUGGAGUUGGAAAAUCUGCUACAAUUUAUGCAAUUGCAUGUCAUCUUGGAGCGGAAGUGCUUGAAUGGAAUGCACCAACACCGACGAUAUGGCAAGAGCACCUGCAUCAUUCUAAUUCUGGGAUACAGUACAUCUCAAAGCUGGACGAAUUUGAAAGUUUUGUUGAGAGAAUAAGGAAAUAUGGAGUGAAUUCCUCAUCUUUGACUCAAGUAUCUCCAUCUCCAGUUAUAUUUUUGGUUGAUGAUCUUCCUGUGGUAAAUGGAAAGAUUGCGGGUGGAAGACUCAAGAGAUGCUUGCAUCUUCUUGUGCAAUCUGUUUGUCUUCCAACAGCCAUAUUAAUCAAUGACUGUGGUAGAUCUGAGUAUGUGGACCACGGCAGUCGGUAUUGGGAAGAACUUCAGCUAUCUCUACAAAAUGCUGGGGCUUUUAAGGUUACAUUUAACCCAGUUACUGUCAAUUCCAUCAAAAAAGUUCUUUCCAAGAUAUGCAAAGCAGAGAGGUUUGAAGUAAGUGAUGCUGAGAUUGGCGAAAUAGCAAAAGCCAGUGGAGGUGAUAUUAGACAUGCAAUUACAUCUUUACAGUACUUCUCUUUGAAACCACAUUCGGUGCAUUCUACAUCUCUUUCAAAGACUCUUCCAGCUAGUCUAGAAGAUAAAGUGGCCGGAAGUGCUGACUUGGAUGGUGGAUUUCCAAUGCCAUUUGGAAAAGAUGAAACCAUAUCUUUAUUUCAUGCUUUGGGUAAAUUUUUGCACAACAAAAGAGAGGAUGGAGGUGUUGGUUCAGAUGGAGCAAUUCGUCUCAAGGAGAAAUAUGUCCGGUGCCCACUCAAAAUGGAUGCUCCAGAGUUGGUGCUUAGCCAGGCACAUUGCCAGGCAAGGAGUGUUGGAGAUUUUCUUCAUGAAAAUGUUUUGGAUUUUUUGAGCGAGGAGGCAAUCGAAGAUGCAUGGGUUGUCAGUACGUAUUUAAGUGAUACUGACUUGCUCCUUAGUCCCCCAAGAGGAUCUUUGCUUCGAAACUUUGAAGCUGAGAAUCUCGUACAAUCCAUUGCUGCAUCAGUUGCCGUUCGUGGAGUCUUAUUUGGAAAUACUAAUCCAGUGUCUAGGUGGCAUGCUAUUCGCCGUCCGAGGAUUUGGCAAGUUGAACAAUCAAUACGGCUCAAUAAGUUUCAAAUGGUGAGUGAAAGAACACAAGGACGUACCAGUAUAAUCUUGAAUAGAACUUCGGCUAUAGCGACUGAGUUUCGGCCUGCUCUUAAUUAUUGGCUCAGAUGCCGAACACCCGAAAGUAAUGAAGUUUAUUCCAUUCAAGACAAGCAUUGUGAUUCUGGUUUGGACAGCAAUGCUGAUGAUGAAGAUGAAGAUGAAAUAGAAGAGUGGUAAAUAUUUGUUGGGUAAUGGUUUCUCUUAGUUCUAUUUGUCUUUUGUGAUUCUGUAUAUAAACUGUGUAUCUUUGGAUUGGAUUGACUCUUCUAAUGGUUGUAUAGAGUGUUUCCAAAACACGGUAGUUUAUUCAACAUAACAUAGUACUGUUGUAGAGUUUGUGGUUUUUUGUUGAGAUCUCGA